Molecule: messenger RNA, 1148 nt
Organism: Drosophila guanche
Lineage: Eukaryota; Metazoa; Arthropoda; Insecta; Diptera; Drosophilidae
Gene: Aven
Exons: 2
Coding region: 125-1045 (306 amino acids)
Biological process (GO): negative regulation of G2/M transition of mitotic cell cycle
Source: RefSeq, a predicted model, not a curated record
UGCGCACUUGCAGCAGUGGGCCUGCUGCCAAAGCAACAACAUCUGACUGAGGGUGUAAACAAACCCAAAAUUAAAAAUUCAAAUUACCUUUGCGUGGCCCCCGCCACUCCAACUACGUAGCAGAAUGUCCGGCAAGGACGAUCGAUCCAAGGAGAAGCGGCGGAACAUGAAGCAAUACACUCAUCACAAGCAGCAGCGCCGUGGAACCACCACCACCACAUCGUCCAGCUCGCCGCAGACCACGGCAGUGCGGAGCAUCGUGGAUGUGGCAGACUCCAGCGACGAGCCACGCUUUGCCCGCAAGGGCAACUGGGCAUCCGGCGGCGGAUCCCGGGGCUCCGCGCUGGCUCCUCAAAUGAAUCGGGACCUGCUGGACGUCCUGCCCAGCGACACGGAUGACGUGGACCAUUUGGGCGUCGACACGGGAGCGCCCAUCGAUGAGAGCGCCCGCGCCCAACUGCGGGCCGGGGACUACAAGCAGCUGACGCAAUUCCCCAAUAUGGGUGGCGGCCACUUCACCUUCGGCUCCGAGAAGGAGUGGAACAGCAUUGCCGAGGGCCAGACGCAGCUGCACACCAAGCCGGCCAGCGGCUACUUUGCCCUGAACCUUGUCCGCCUCAAUGCCGGCCUCCAGACGAUUCCCUUCUACAAGCGCAUGGACUAUCCCGCCUCCAUGUUCACACGCCAGCAAAUCGUGGCCCAGACGGAGGCGGCUGAGCGGGCGGAGACGCUCUACCAGCAGAGUGUGCUGCGCGAGGCCAAUGGCAGUGCUGCCGCCAAGUCACGGCAAGUCUCGGCCAAGUCCGCCAAGUCCUCCAAGUCCUCGGUGCCAGCGGCAACGCCAGCUCCAGCUCCAGCUCCGGACAGUGCCCUGGCAGAUGAUCUGGAGGAGCUGCUGGCCAUGACAAAUAUUCAGUCGGACCCCAAUGCGGCUGCCCCUGGCACUAUGCCCAUGCCGAUGCCGAUGGUUCAGCCGGCCACGCCGUCGUCGGCGGCUAGCAAAAACGAUGUGGAAAAUUGGUUAGAUAAUGUCCUGGGCGAGUGAAUGCAUGUCUCUGCCGCAGGACUGGGGCUGUAUUUGGCCACAAAAUCUUACAAAUCUUCAAAUGUUUGCAUUUUGAUUAAGAUUAAACGGAAUUGUCCUCGUU